This is a messenger RNA of Andrographis paniculata, 642 nucleotides long. RefSeq lists its product as uncharacterized. Lineage: Eukaryota; Viridiplantae; Streptophyta; Magnoliopsida; Lamiales; Acanthaceae. The record is from RefSeq and is a predicted model, not a curated record. Bases 172 to 480 code for a protein of 102 amino acids. The transcript has 2 exons.
CUUUGAGAUUCUCAGAAAUCUCCCCACAUCAGAAUUUCCGCCAUGGAAAUCUCCACGAAGCUUCUCCAUCUUCCUUCACCAAUAAUUAAUAAAUCUUUUAUAUAACUCAACUCAACUCAACUCAUCUCCUCUUCUCCUCAGCUUCCCCCAAAAUCUGUCCGAUCCGCAGAAAUGUCUGGAAUGCUCCCUGGAGUUGAAGCCGCGAGAAGGCGACGAACUCACCAUCGAGACGCGAAGAACAGCAGCGAUGGCAGCAGCAGCAGCAGCAGCAGGAGAUCGUCUGCUUCCUGUCUCUACGCGGCAAAGGCUUUCGAAAAACUCCACAUCUCUCUCACAAUUCCGUAUCUGCGCCAGCACAAGAAAUUUGGCGAUGGCGAUGAUGAUGAGCUUGACGCCGUAGCCAGAGAGGCUAAGAAGAGAUUGGAUCUGAGAUUGCAAACGCAUUUCGAUAAAAGGAAAUCGAAGGGUUCUUCAAAAUGAUCUGGAUUGAUGAUGAAGUGAUGAUGAUCUGUUAAGAUCAAUUUUAGUGUUGAUGAUGAAUAGAAUAGUAUAGAGAUAGUCGAGUCGAGUUGUUCUUUAAUUCCCUUUGUACAUAUAUAUACAGGAUACUCAAAUACGAGGUUUCAAGAAUGUUCAUCGAUU